AUGGAUAUGUUGGGUUUGGGCGUUGAAAGCGUCGGCAAUUUUGUGUAUCAGCAAGAUGGUGCAGCGUGCCAUACCUCAAAAAAGGCUAUAAAAUGGAUGGAAGAAAAUAAUGUACCACUUUUGAAAUGGGUUUCUAGCAGUCCAGAUCUGUCACCUAUUGAAACUUUGUGGCAUGAGAUGAAAAAGGUUCUACGACAACAUCCUGCUCUCAUUAGGAAAAUGGAACUCAACCGAGAACAUUUUCGCGCCAUAAUUUAUUACAACUUUCAGAGACAAUUAUCGCAACAAGAAUGCCUUGCUGAGUUACUGACUGUUUUCGGCAACGAUGCGCCAUAUCAUUUUAGCGACGAUCCCAGGGUGGGUGCAUCAAAAAUGGCAGUCACCCAGGAAAACGUCGAUGCUGUGCGCAAACUCAUCAUUGAAGAUAGACAUACCUCAAUUCAAAAAAUUUUACAUGAAGGACUUGGAGUAAGAAAAUUAGUUUCUCGUUGGAUACCCCACCUGUUGACUGAAGAGCAGAAACUAGCCAGGGUUAAUUGGUAUCAAAAAACGCUUGACCGAUUCAAUUCCGGAAACUCAAAAAAUGUGUACAGCAUUGUUUGUGGUGAUGAAUCGUGGAUUUACUGUGAAGAAAAGCCAACAAAAGUCAUCCGUUCUCGAAGUGUUUCGAAAAAGAUGGUGGCGACAUUUGUGUCAAAAGCGGGUCAUAUUGUAACAAUUCCUCUUAAUGAGCAAAUACCUGUUACUGAGGAUUGGUAUACCACCAUUUGUUUGCCAAAAGUCAUGACCGAGCUUCGAAAAAUUAACCUCGAAAGAAGAAUCAUCCUACACCAAGACAAUGCAAGCUCGCGCACAGCCCAAAAAACAAGGCAGUAUUUAACGGAAGAAAACGUGGAAUUAUUGGGCCAUCCUCCAUAUAGUCCCGAUCUAAGUCCUAAAGAUUUCUUUACUUUCCCAAAAAUUAAAAACAGACUGCGUGGUCAAAGGUUCCAGUCACCAAAAGAAGCAUUUGACGCAUUCAAAUAUGCCGUUUCGGAUCUGCCAGCAAACGAGUGGAAUAAGUGCUUCGAAAAUUGGAUCCAGCGCAUGCAAAUAAUGCACAGUUUGUCAUAG
Molecule: messenger RNA, 1113 nt
Organism: Acanthoscelides obtectus
Lineage: Eukaryota; Metazoa; Arthropoda; Insecta; Coleoptera; Chrysomelidae
Source: the annotation of a GenBank genome assembly